Messenger RNA from Exophiala oligosperma, 2318 nucleotides. RefSeq lists its product as uncharacterized. Gene Ontology annotation, biological process: regulation of transcription by RNA polymerase II. Gene Ontology annotation, molecular function: zinc ion binding; DNA-binding transcription factor activity, RNA polymerase II-specific. The record is from RefSeq and is a predicted model, not a curated record. The coding region runs from base 1 to 1485 and encodes 494 amino acids. The transcript has a single exon. NCBI's taxonomy places the organism in Eukaryota, Fungi, Ascomycota, Eurotiomycetes, Chaetothyriales, Herpotrichiellaceae.
AUGCCUCCACGAUUGGCCCAUCGAAAGUCUCGCACUGGGUGUCGACGCUGCAAGGAGCGAAAGGUCAAAUGUACCGAAGAACGCCCCAGUUGUGCCGCAUGUGCCCGUCACGGUGUUGAUUGCGAAUACAUUGAGAACUCUUCCUUGACCGUCAAUAAGGCGGCGUCCGUGUCACAUCAGCCACAAGCCGGACGUUCGCCAUCCAAAAAACCGUCCCCGGCACAGGUUCGCGAGCAGCCUGCUGCUGCGUCGAGCAGCUCGCGGAGUCUGUCCGAACACGAAGCCACCGUGAGCCCCCCGAGCGGAUUGGACGUGCCUUAUUCCAGAAACCUAUCGGGUGUGAUCCCAGACGACCUCCGCUCCCAGAUCGAACUGUACCUCAUCCACCGCUUCAAGUCCUCGGUCAGCCAGAGUUUCCCGUCGGCGCAGACGCCGCACCUGAAGGACAUUUACGUCUGGCACGCGACCGAGGCGGCGUUUGACCACCCGUACCUUCUCAAUGCCAUCUUCGCCGUCACUGCGCUCUACCUGUGCAUGUGCCAAUUGCACAAACUCCACGAGAACCACGCCGUGCAACUCCCCAAGGCGCUCCAGCACGUCGACUUUGCCCAGGUCCACCGGACGUACCUGAACAUCGCCGUGUCGCAGGAGCGCGACGAACUGUCGUCGUUGGGCCCCCACAACGCCGACGCCGUGGGUUUGACGUCCAUCCUCCUCUCCAUCAUGUCGACUUGUCUCCUCUCAGAUGCCCCCGUGGCCCACGGCGCCGAAUACUCCCCGCCCAUGCAGUGGCUGACGCUCUCCGCGGCGGUCCAGACUGUCUUCCAGGAGGCCGUCCCUUACCUCCACGAAGGCGCCAUGAUGAGCUACAUGCGCGCGUCCCGCGAGCCCAACCUGACCGACACGGACACCCUGUUCCACCCCAACAACACCGUUCCCUUCCACAGCAUCCUGGAGUUCGAAGACCCCGACAGUCCGUACGCCGACCAGCCAGAGACAAAGGCCGCCGACGGUGAAGCGUACCACAGCGCCCUGGCCAUGAUCGGGAGCAUAUUCAACGCCAUCCGCGCCGGCGAGCCCAAGCACUACCUGUGUAUGCGGGUGAUGGCGUUCGGACCCAUCGUACCCAAAUCGUACGUUACCCUCCUCGCGCAAAAGAGAGCCCGUGCCAUGGUCAUCCUGGCGUACUUUAUGGUCCUCGUCAAGUAUCUCGACAGUUAUUGGUGGUUUCAGGGCCGCGCGGAAAAAGAAAUCCUGGGCAUCAGGAGUGCACUCCCGGACAGGUGGCAGUGGGCUUUGAGGUGGCCUUUGGCCGUGCUGGCGAACCCCGAGUAUGCAAAGUCCGACCCGGCCACAUAUUAUCGGGACAUCAGCCUGGUUCAGAAUCACGCCGGGGUUCACACGAUGGGUCCUGUUUAUUCUAAUGGCAAUACCCCAUCGUCAUCAUCAUCACACUCUCCAUAUUCUGCGGCAAGGAAUUCGUGAGUGAAUACGAUAAAGAUCACGACAACGACACCGAAUGACGGAGUACCUGAAGGGGAAUGCAAGGGUCACACAUACGAUACAGCAUUUGCAAAGGACUCGCCAUUCCAAAUAUAUGUACUCCGAACGCCCUUUGCAAAUGUCAAUGAAUCGGCAGAGAGACACCCUUUUUACCCUACCCGUACAGAAGAGUGCCUCCGUCGAAUGAAACGAAUCGUCUCUCAUUUUCGAUCAGGAACAAUAUCCCAAGCAGCAUCAAAACCAGGCCCUCGCAUCCACUUAUCAUAGGUCCCUGGAUAGUCCUCGGUCGAAUCAAGGACCAUGUUGGCGAUCUUCAACCACAUCUCUGUGCCCUUGAUGGGAAAUUUGGACGCGAUUGUCUCGUCCUUACUAUCCUCGUACGGUCGACAAACGAUACUCCCGUGAUGCAAGGCGCGGAUGAACUUGACCACGUGUCCGUCACAGGGCAUGUUUUUGGCACGUUCAAUCACCUCGGUCCAGUUCAUGCACUGGUCCCCCCGACGGGGCUUGUACGUCGUGAUCUCGUCGGUCAGAAGCUCCGGAAAACCCUGGGUGGCGUACAUGACGAGGCCCAUGCGCACUUUGAAUUCGAGGAGGCGGAAUUUGGUGUGCUCGUCGAGAAAAUCGAGCCUGGCAAAGACGGACAGGAAGAUGGAACAGUUGACCGAGUGCAUGAGAAAAAAGUCGAAUUUGGCGGCCUUUGCGGGAUUCUGGCACGCACUCGCCAUCCAUGUGAUCACGUCGAUCAUCUCGGCCGUGCGGAGUUGGACCUCGUCUUCGCCCAUAGACCUGUCGAGGGUGUAUGAAGCGGCAAC